ACUUUCGUUCAAGCGAUGGCCACAUUCAGAAGUGUCCACAGCGAGCCGUACACGAGUAAAAGCAGCAGCAGCAGCAGCAGCAGCAAUCGCCUGACGGCAUUGAGAAAACGCCUGACCACGUGUUUCCAGCAGUGGUGCGAACAGCUCCAGCAGCCGCCUUCCUUCCGCAAAAGUGGCCCCAAGCACUUUUACAAGAUCUUUGUGCAAGCCGACUACAAGGUAUUUGGCGAGAAGACCAAAUAUAUUCGGCAGUUUAAGAAGAUUUUCAAAGGGAACAAGGAUUUGGCUAGGAAAAGUGAACCAGAGAGGGUAGUGGCCCAGACAGAGAAAGCGCCGCCCCAACCAGUGGAUGUGACCAAGGAGAUCCAGAGGAAACAGCUACAGCUUGUGGCCAGACUCUUUUCAUCCACACUGAUAUCCACGGAGGAGAAUAUCGCCUGUAGCUACAACAGCAGCAGUAGCAGCAGCAGCAUGACCAUCAUCGAGAGCAAUUACAUUGAAGUGCGUGAGGAGUACCCGGAUAUAGACAGCGAGAUAAGAGGAAUAUUGCUGGCCAACGCCCAAAGUGGCAUAACGAUAUCGAGCAUCAAACAUGAGUAUCGGAAAUUAACGGGCAAUCCGUUUCCACUGCACGAAAAUGUCACCGACUUUCUGCUCACCAUCCCCUACGUGACCGCCGAGUGCAGCGUGUCCGGGAAGCGAAUUUUCAACAUGAAGCCACGCCCGGAGACGCGCCACCUGUACGAUAUGGUCAUCAAUCAGAAGCGAAGCAACGAUCUGAUGACCAGCGACCAUCCGGUGGCCGCACCACCACGCUUCUGGCGCUAUCAGUACAAGCGUCGGGCCCUGUCCUCACUGGACACCAACAACAAUCUCAACCAGAAUAUCAAUCACAUCGAGGAGAAGCUAACGCCUGUUGGCACCAAAGAAGCCACCAUCCAGGCCCAGGUGGGUCCACUGCAGCAGCUGGCCAGGGCUGCGGCGGAGUCAAACUGGUGCUAUCAGGACAAUUGGAAUCAUCUAAACAACUGCUAUAAGCGAGCCAACAUCUUUGUCGAUCCUCCAGAGAAGCCAACGCCGUUGCCGGCUCAAGCAAUCCAACAUCAUCACAUCUGCCAGAACCACCGAGAAAACCUAUCGAACCAACUGAACUUGCGAGUGACCGAACAUCAUCAGCAGCAGCAGCAGGAGCAGGAGCAGGAGUACAACCCCUCAAAGAAGCGACGCAAUGAAUUCUCGCCCACGCCCACACCCACCACCAUAUCGAGUGGGACGCAGCAUGACUCCAUGUUCACCAUCAACUCGGAUUACGAUGCCUACUUGCUGGACUUUCCCCUAUUGGGGGAUGAUUUCCUCUUGUAUUUGGCCCGCAUGGAGCUGAGGUGUCGGUUCAAACGGAGCGUGAGGGUCCUGCAGUCGGGUCUGUGUGUCUCCGGGCAGACCAUUAGUGGCGCCCGGUCGCGUCUGCACCAUGCGCAAGUGCCCACGGACACGAAGAUAAUUGUUAAUAUUGGAUCUGUGGACAUAUUGCGGGGCCGACCGUUUGUGCAAAUCCAGCAUGACUUUCGUCAGUUGAUCAAGGACAUGCACAAGCGGGGACUGACACCGAUCCUAACCACUUUGGCCCCGCUCGCCAACUAUUGCCACGACAAAGCGUUGUGCGACAAGGUGGCAAAAUUCAACAGAUUCAUUUCGAAAGAGGGCGCCGGUUACCUGAAGGUCAUCGAUAUACACUCGUGCCUGGUCAACGAAAAUGGUGCCGUGCGUUUCGACUGUUUCCAGUAUUCAUCCCGCAACGUAACGGGCUCCAGGGAACACUAUGUGUUCUGGAACAAAAUUGGCCGGCAACGUGUUUUGCAAAUGAUCGAAGCGAGUCUGGAGUAUUGAUCGGAUCGGAUCGUAUCUGAUGUACGGAGACCGGUCUGGCACUGGUCUCCCCUGGAGGAGGAGCAGGAUGAAGAUGUUUUAUAUCCACGCUGACGGCGCGCACAAGCUGUGUUUUUAAACGAAAUUCGCUUACUAUUUUUACUGUGUUUUAUGUUUCCAUGUUCAUGUCUAUAUUUAUGUUUAUUUUGUAUUUGUCCCCUGUAUUUGUCUGUUCGUGUUAGUCCCUAGUCUAAAAUAAUUGUUUAUAAUGUGUGCGUUUUUUGUGUUUUUUGUUUUGUUAGAUUUUAACCUUUUCCCAAGCUUUCUGUUGCCUUUGAUUGAUUUUGUAUUGAUUUUGAACUUUUCCAUCUAGUUUUGUCUACUAUCCCAAAAACUCAAGAAAAGUUCAUUAACAAAACGAUUGAAGGCGCCGGAAAACUUGUCUAAAAAUUUUCCUAAAAUUUCCAAAACAUUUCCCAUUGCAAUCUAUUUGAAUGGAUUGCAAAGGGAAAUGAUAUUCAAAUGCAAUUCAUUGCAAAUGUUAUAAACUGUUUUCUGUUACUCUGUUUCUGUAUCCUUUGUUGGCCAAAAUGUUGUAUUCUCCUGUAUGCGAACUUCCGCUGACUCUCUCCCCUCCCUCUCUAUCCAUGUGCGGGAGUGGGUGGGCCUGGGGUUAUAUACAUUUGAGUCAUGCGACAUUUUGGCCCUAGAAUGAAAAUGCAUUUGCUUCACUUGAAGCAUUCGCUUGCACAAAAUCAACGCCGCGGCUGAUUUAUUAUUAAUGUGUUCAAGCAUAUUCAAGUGAAGCAUUUGCGCAAUUUUCGUGCUUUAGUGUUUUCGUUUCCGUUUCCGUUUCCCCAACAAAAAGUUUAUAAAAAGUUUACACUCUGCUGCAGACACGCGCUCAGAAGUGCGCGCGCUAAAGCGUGUUUGUCGGACAGUGUAGCAUAGAAAACUUCUCUUUAAUUAUCUAAAAUGAAUUCUUUACUAUUACUAUUUAUAAACUAAUUCCUUCUUGUCUUGAAUGUAUGUUAAUUGUAUGUAUUGAAAGUGAUCACGUUUUUUUUUUUGUAUGUCCUCAUAUAACAAGUCGCAAUGUAAAAUCCAAAAAAAAAUUUAAAAAUAAAACCUUAAGGAAAAAU
Messenger RNA from Drosophila obscura, 3008 nucleotides. Its product is annotated as maternal effect protein oskar. The coding region runs from base 16 to 1887 and encodes 623 amino acids. The record is from RefSeq and is a predicted model, not a curated record. The transcript has 4 exons. NCBI's taxonomy places the organism in Eukaryota, Metazoa, Arthropoda, Insecta, Diptera, Drosophilidae.